Malus domestica (apple) is the source of this 814-nucleotide messenger RNA. RefSeq lists its product as uncharacterized. The record is from RefSeq and is a predicted model, not a curated record. NCBI's taxonomy places the organism in Eukaryota, Viridiplantae, Streptophyta, Magnoliopsida, Rosales, Rosaceae.
AUCCCGAAAUAUCAGAUAAAUAGAGGUAAACUCCCUCUCGUUUUGUCAACAAAAACCCGAAGGGAAAAAAAUGGGGGAAGAAGCGAUUGCGAGAGGAGAAGAAAGAAUGGGAGAAGCGAUUGCAAGAGGAGCUGAGAAGAGGGUGAUGGUGGCCAUUGACGAGAGCGAUUGCAGUCAUUAUGCGCUCAUGUGGGUUCUCGACAAUCUCAAAGAUUCCAUAACCAACUCGCCCUUGAUCAUCUUCACGGCUCAGACUCCCUCCGCCGGCAACGUCAUCUUCUCAGCGUCGCUCGGCAAUGCUCGCAUGUACUAUCCUAUGUCUUCCAAUCAGGAGUUUGUUAACUCCUCCCAGGAAAAUCACAGGAAGUUAGCGUUGGGACUGUUGGAGAAAGCUAAAGAGAUCUGUGCUAAUCAUGGGGUAAAUGCAGAGACAGUCACAGAAGUAGGAGAUCCGAAAGCAGCCAUAUGUGACGCUGUCCAAAAACACAACAUCAAUCUGCUAAUUCUAGGCGAGCGUGGGCUGGGAAAAAUCAAAAGGGCAAUUCUUGGUAGUGUCAGCAACUACUGUGUUCAGAACGCCAAGUGCCCUGUCCUCGUCGUGAAGAAAUCACAAGCUGAAGGUGAAGUUGCUUGAGUGUGUUUUCAUUUGGAUGCUACUGGUAUCGAUUGAGACGAUGUAAGAAAACUUGGUGUUAACUUAUGACGGUUUAUAUGAACCUUGUGCUGUGAAAAAACUCUGUAGUGGAAAAGUAAGCGGUACGAUAUAUUAAGGUUUAUAUUUGUGAAACAAAGAUAAUUCUAGAACAAUACCUAA